AGGGUUUUUUCACACUUUUGUAAACAACAUGGCGAUUCACGGACCUGCUCUGCUAGCAGACUGAUCAAACACUGUGUUCUCAGACCUCCGGCUCUCUAGCUUUGUGAGGGGUUUCUGUUAGACGGUGCGGAAGUUGUACACCGAGCACACGGUCCAGUACGCGGAGAAACGACAAAGAGGUGGACCGACGAGCUGUCAAGAAGAUCGUUUGACAGUCCAACGGCCAUCUUCAGUCUAUGGGCUCACAGUCCAGUUCUGGGAUGUCUGGUGGAAGGGGCUCUUCCAGUGGCAACCCAGGAGAGCAGUCUGAAGCGACAGAAUCAAACCAGGGCGGCAGCAGCAGCCGAGGCCGCAGGACGGACAGGCAGUCUUCAUCAGAGGAGGACGUUGACUUAGCAGAAGUGCUGGCUUACUUACUGAGAAGGGGUCAGGUAAGACUGGUCCAUGGCAGUGGAGCCACGGGGCUGCAGCUGGUCCAGUCGUAUUCUGACUCUGAUGAAGACAGCGAUGGAGCCUGGGAUGGACGGCUGGGUGACCGCUAUAAUCCACCAGUGGACACCCAACCUGACACACACGAAGUGGACCGGAGUGAGAUCCGCACUCAGAUCCUGCUGGCCACCGCCUCCUCUUCCUUGAAAGGCUAUCGCAGUUUCACCCGCAUGCUAGCAGAGAGAGAAAAAGGCAGAUGUAGAGGCUCCAGUUUUUCCCACGGAGAGUGCAGUCGUAUCCGUACGCAUUUCCUGCCAAACUAUGUGUCCCACAAGGAUACAUACCAGCAGAAAGCCUUCUGUGGAGUGUACAGCGAGGAUGGCAACAUGUUCCUCUCCGCCUGCCAAGACCAGAACAUCCGCUUGUACGACACCAGUAGGGGGCGUUUUCACCUGUGGCGAACGGUGAAGGCCCGUGACGUGGGCUGGAGCGUGCUGGAUGUCUGCUUCACCCCCGAUGCACACCACGUGCUCUACUCCAGUUGGUCUGACUACAUUCAUAUGUGCAGUAUAGAUGGAGACAGUGAAAACCACACCGCCCUGGACCUCAAUCCAGAUGAGAGGAGGUUCUGUGUGUUCUCGCUGGCUGCGUCCACAGAUGGCAAAGAGAUCCUGGGAGGAGCAAACGACGGCUGCCUUUACGUUUUUGAUCUUGAGCAGAAUAAACGAAUGUUGAAGGUUAGUGUGUCUUUGUGUGCAUUUAUGUCUUUUUGCUCGCGCGCCGCCUUGGCCGUGCCCGUUUCAGCAUCACGUUUGUCUUAUUUGCGCUUCAUCCUUCGGUCAAGGUUAGCCAGAUGCAGCGGAGGUGACGCUCGCUACCUGAUCAGCAACUCGAAGGACCAGUCCAUCAAGCUGUGGGAUGUCAGGAAGUUCUCGCCCAAAGAGGGGCUGGCAGCUUCCCGUCUGGCUGUCACCCAGCAAAACUGGGACUACCGCUGGCAGCAAGUUCCCCAGAGAGCCCUGAAGAGACACAAGCUGACAGGCGACACCUCAGUAAUGACCUACCGAGGUCAUGGUGUCCUCCACACCCUGAUACGCUGCCGUUUCUCACCAGAGUUCAGCACCGGGCAGAGAUUCAUCUACUCCGGCUGUUCUACGGGCAAAAUCGUCAUCUACGAUGUGCUGACCGGCACGGUGGUAACCAGACUGGUGGGCCACGACGCGUGCGUGAGAGAUGUCAGUUGGCACCCGUACGAGGACAACAUCAUCAGCAGCUCUUGGGACGGAGCGGUUCGAAUGUGGGAGCACAGACAAACUCAUCCCCUAGACGAGGAGCGAGACACGGCAAGGAGGAGGAGGAGAGGAAGGGAGCUGUUGGAGGAAGUGAUGUCACCACAGAGGAAGGCAGUGAGCUCAGAAGGCCUGGGAGAGACUUGAGUAUCUGCUAACGUUAGUGCGGAAUAUUAGUGAUUCAAAUGAAAGUGUGGCUGAGAAAAGUUCACUGGGAAGGCGCCUGAGCCUCGUGCUGUCCAGUGCCGAUCAGAACACGGCGGGAUGGCUGUUGCCGCCUGCAGCUGUUUUUCUGUUUUUUCCCCCUCUGUUUUUUUGUUUUUUGCCUCAUGUCUUGCACAGAAUAAGGAGGCCAGAGCUUUUUCAAUCCAGCCUGGGACAUUUUACUCAAAAUGCGCUGAAGCUGCACUUAACGAGCUGUUGGAAUGAAACAAUAAGUUAGUGAUUAUAUACAUAUAUAUAUGGAAAAAACAACAACUUUGGAUGUUGCAGGGGAACGUAAUGAUGAUAAUUUUGUAAAAAUGUAUAGAAUUUUAAUUUGUUUGUGUGUGUGUGCGUGCGUGUGUGUUCAGGGAGUGUAUUUAGAUUGUCGUCAGUGUCCUGAGUCUGUUUGGACUCUGCUGUUAUGAAUAACACAACACAGGUUGUGUCCUAUUUUAGGGAACAUCUACCUUUGCAGACUCAACAUAUAGUCAUAAACAUUUUUUUUCCAGUUGCCAAACUCAUGAAGCUGAUAAUUGCGUUAGCUUUCCUGAGUUUAUUCAAAACUCGACAGGCUCAAGGAAGUUUCACAGUCAUUAUUCGACCUGGUCUGCCUCAUCAGAAAGAGUUUGAAAGUUUUCGCUGUUAUUCUGAAUCCUCUGUAGGCUUCCUCAAGGCUAAUGUUAACUCCCUGUCCCUCAGACACAGCAAUAUUCUCGUUCCAGGGUCAGCACUCAGUGUAAUUUUUGGCUAAAUGUAAGCCUGUGAUUUGAUUCAAAGAUUUGAUUGUGUGUGAUUAAUGUGUUCAAGUCAGCACUUUGGGGAACACGCACAUGGUUUCAAAAUGAUCUGUAUAUGCAAUUUUCAGGUGUUUAUAUCAAAGCUCAUAUUUCACUCUCAGACUUUGCAGUUAUAAUAAAAACCUUUCUUCAAACGUA
Messenger RNA from Neolamprologus brichardi, 2857 nucleotides. NCBI's taxonomy places the organism in Eukaryota, Metazoa, Chordata, Actinopteri, Cichliformes, Cichlidae. The record is from RefSeq and is a predicted model, not a curated record.